Molecule: messenger RNA, 2449 nt
Organism: Asterias rubens (European starfish)
Lineage: Eukaryota; Metazoa; Echinodermata; Asteroidea; Forcipulatida; Asteriidae
Exons: 8
Coding region: 103-1611 (502 amino acids)
Biological process (GO): GPI anchor biosynthetic process; protein localization to plasma membrane
Cellular component (GO): membrane; endoplasmic reticulum
Molecular function (GO): glucosaminyl-phosphatidylinositol O-acyltransferase activity
Source: RefSeq, a predicted model, not a curated record
CAAAUGGCUGCGCCCAUGAGAUCUUCGAUCUUCAUGUGUCAAACGUGAGAGAAAGGGUGGGUAGAUUUCCUGAUUAACAGCAUACAAGAGUGAGAUAUCAGCAUGAUGGAUUUACAUCCCAGCAAGGAGGCAUUUUACGCUAACCUGACAGGAACAACACCAUUUGAAGUGUCCCUCGUUGUGGCCGUAGCUCCUGCAUCGGAGUUACUUCGCUGGACAUUGGUUCCGGUUCUGGUGACGCUGUUCGGAAGUGUUGUCAAAAACAUAUGGUUUGCUUUUGUCUUGGAUUUCAUCACCCUGGUCCUGCCCCUUCUCUUUGCCUUCACGUUCUUGAGUGAUCACCUACAACACUUCAUCGUGGUGCUGCUAGCCACCUCAGCAACACUCCUCCUAGUCGCCUAUGUCCACCAACCAACCAAACCCAAUCGGGUUAAGAAACCUUCCAAGGCUAAACCAGCUGCCCCUAGACCCCUAUGGGAGCUCCCGAUGGGUUCGGGGAGACCCCAUUUCAUGACGAUGUUCAGGGUGCACGGGAUGGUAGCCUCCGUUAUUGCUAUUCUUGCGGUCGAUUUUCAGAUCUUCCCUCGUCGCUUCGCCAAGACGGAGACCUACGGCAGUGGGCUGAUGGAUGUUGCCGUUGGAUCGUUUAUGUUCAUGAAUGCCCUUGUUUCCAAAGAGGCUCGUGGUAAACACCAAGGUAUUUUCAGUGCCGGGAUCGCUGGAGCCAGCAAGCUCCUUAGUGAGGUAUUCUCAUCAACUGUUCCUGUGUUUGUUCUCGGUGUGAUUCGUCUCAUAUCUGUAAAGAAUACUGGGUACCAUGAACAUGUGUCUGAGUACGGUGUACACUGGAACUUCUUCUUCACCCUGGCUGUUGUAAUCAUGUCGUCAUCAGUUUGUUUGCUCAUCAUUCCACCCAGUAUGAGUGGCCUUUUCUCAUUGGCUAUUGCACUAGGCUACCAGCAUCUCUUGUCCAAUCACGGCCUUGGUGAGUUUGUACUUGAAGGCAGUGAUGGGUUUGGGAGUAGGGAAGGCCUGCUGAAUGCUAACCGUGAAGGUUUAGUGUCGUGCGUCGGGUACGUUGCAAUCUACUUUGCUGGAGUCUGGGCGGGAAGGUUUCUUUUGAAACAAAGAACUCUCUUCUUUGAUUGGUGGAUAGCUUUUCUGCUCUUAAACGUGGUCAACGUUCUAUUGUGGGUUCUGGUAGCAGCAUCGUCAACCUACAUCCAACCUAUCUGCAGGAGAACAGCGAAUCUAUCCUACAUCAUCUGGACAUUAUCGUAUUGUAUUCAACUCCUGACAUCGUACAUGUUGGUUGACAUCAUCAUUACACUAGGUAAGGAGUACAUCUGGAGGUCGCCAUACAAGCUGUCAAAAGAAAAAGCGUCUAAACACCCAUUGGUUCCAGACUCCAUCCUUGUUUCUUCCUUCAGUCCCAACCUCCUUCUCAUCUUUCUCUUUUGCAACCUCCUGACGGGAGCAGUCAACAUGUCCAUCGACACCGUCCAGCAGUCCACAGUAACCAGCAUGAUAAUUCUCAUAUCGUAUUCACUCAUCCUAUGCUUCAUAGCACUAGGGAUCCACUUCCAUGGUGAAAAGCUCAAGAUUAGAUGAUGAUCAAAAAAAUAAAUUUCUUAGGGACUGGGUUUAGACCAGGCACAUCCAAAAUCAGUUGUGGUUCUUAUGUACCCAGAGAAAAGUGUUUCAAACAAGAACAGACACUGUCACUGUGGUCCUGUGGUUAAACUGUGGGACUUGCUAUCACAAGGUUGUGGGUUCGAAUCCUACCAAGCUAACCGCUGAAUUUGUGCAAUUCAUAAUCAUAUAUCAUAAAACAAUAUUUGUAUGAGAGAGAUUUUCUGUUAAACUCCAUGGUGAAGAGCUCAAGUUUAGAUUGAUAAUAAGCCUAGAAGACUAGUGUCUUAGUUGAUUGCUUAGUCGACUCACAGCUACCGUUUUUCAACUACUCGGUUAAUCAUACUGCCACGACUACUAGAUAAAUAGUCCUGACUACCUGCUUGGUGAACCAAUUGUGUCGCUCAGGACAAUGUUGUUGUUGAAUUUAUAUUCACAGCAACAUAAUUUACUUACAAAACACAAUCAGACAUCAGUGACCCAAUCUUUAAAUCCUUUCAGCGUCAAUUUUGCUAUUGCGCCUGUGGCAAAUAUUAUUCCGCAAUGUAUCUUGGGAAUUAAAAAAAGACAAAGUCGAAGUCAGGAAUAUUCAAGGAGCGACUAGUUGAGUAGUAAAAUUUACUAGUCGCCUCUCUUAGAUAUCUAAACUGCUCACAAGAAGUUAAGAAACUUUUUUCAAUCUUGAUAUUUUUAUUAUUUAUUACCCUCUUGCAUUAUGUUGCAUAUUGAUAGAAAGCUGGAGUGUUCUUCUUUAAAAUGAUACCAAAUGUGCAAUGAUGACAUGUUGCUGGACUUGGCCACAUUUAUGAGAAUGAGA